Molecule: messenger RNA, 1601 nt
Organism: Saccoglossus kowalevskii
Lineage: Eukaryota; Metazoa; Hemichordata; Enteropneusta; Harrimaniidae
Product: tubulin alpha-1A chain-like
Biological process (GO): microtubule-based process
Cellular component (GO): microtubule
Molecular function (GO): GTP binding; structural constituent of cytoskeleton
Source: RefSeq, a predicted model, not a curated record
CUUGCGAUUCCGAUAGAUCAACGGUCAGCGUAAGACUCUUCUAACAACUCAUCAAGUACUAAGACUCACGUCUAACUUUAUAAAGACAACAUGCGUGAAGUAAUCUCAAUCCACGUUGGACAAGCCGGUGUACAAAUCGGUAACGCCUGCUGGGAGCUCUACUGCUUGGAACACGGUAUCCAGCCCGAUGGCCAGAUGCCAAGCGACAAGACCAUUGGAGGCGGUGACGAUUCCUUCAAUACCUUCUUCAGCGAGACUGGGGCUGGCAAACACGUACCACGUGCAGUGUUCGUCGACUUGGAACCAACCGUAAUCGAUGAGGUCCGCACCGGUACAUACCGUCAGCUUUUCCACCCAGAACAACUGAUCACCGGUAAAGAAGAUGCCGCUAACAACUACGCUCGUGGUCACUACACCAUUGGAAAAGAGAUCAUCGACUUGGUUCUGGACAGAGUCCGAAAGCUGGCUGAUCAAUGUACUGGUCUCCAAGGUUUCCUCAUCUUCCACAGCUUCGGUGGUGGCACCGGUUCUGGUUUCGCAUCCUUGUUGAUGGAACGUCUGUCUGUUGACUACGGAAAGAAGUCCAAGUUAGAAUUCGCUGUUUACCCAGCUCCACAGGUCUCCACCGCUGUCGUCGAACCAUACAACUCUAUAUUGACCACUCACACCACCCUCGAGCAUUCUGAUUGUGCUUUCAUGGUUGACAACGAAGCUAUUUACGAUAUCUGUCGUCGUAACCUCGACAUCGAACGUCCAACUUACACCAACUUGAACCGUUUGAUUGGUCAAAUCGUCUCAUCCAUCACCGCAUCUCUGAGAUUCGAUGGUGCCCUCAACGUCGACUUGACUGAGUUCCAGACCAACUUGGUGCCCUACCCACGUAUCCACUUCCCAUUGGCUACAUAUGCACCAGUCAUCUCCGCCGAGAAGGCCUACCACGAGCAGUUAUCUGUCGCUGAGAUCACCAACGCCUGCUUCGAGCCAGCCAAUCAGAUGGUGAAAUGCGACCCACGUCACGGCAAGUACAUGGCAUGUUGCAUGCUGUACCGUGGUGAUGUUGUACCAAAAGACGUCAACGCAGCCAUCGCUACCAUCAAGACCAAGCGUACCAUUCAGUUCGUCGAUUGGUGUCCAACUGGUUUCAAAGUAGGCAUCAACUACCAACCACCAACCGUUGUACCAGGCGGUGACUUGGCUAAAGUACAGCGUGCUGUCUGCAUGUUGAGCAACACCACAGCCAUCGCCGAGGCCUGGGCUCGUCUCGAUCACAAAUUCGACUUGAUGUACGCCAAGCGUGCUUUCGUUCACUGGUAUGUCGGUGAAGGUAUGGAGGAAGGUGAAUUCUCAGAGGCACGUGAAGAUUUGGCAGCCCUAGAGAAGGACUACGAAGAGGUCGGUGUCGACUCGGUCGAAGGCGAAGGCGAGGAGGAAGGCGAAGAGUACUAAACAUGUGUGUCGUACACAACAACAAUUCACUAUCAUGGCAACAUAACAAUAAGUAAAUUAAAAUUAAAGAGAUCUCUUAUGAAAACUUUUGUAUAUACCAUUACCUAAACGUACAAUAUUUAAUAGUAAAUAAAACGUUUUGUUUUUACAUAAAA